AUGAAUUUUAUUCUUGACUUUUUAUGGAACGUGUUACUAAAGAUGCUGCAAACAGUUUGGUUCGGUAAACGGAAAAUAACAAAUUCAUUGAGUAUAUUUGUUAAAACGAAUACGGGAAAUACACUUGCCGUUGAUUUAGAUCCGAAAUGGGAUAUAAAAAACGUAAAAGAGAUAAUAGCAUUUCAAAUGGGAGUAUCACCUGAAGAUAUAAAAAUAAUAUUUGCUGGCAAAGAAUUACACAAUUCAACGAUACUAGAAGAAUGUGACUUGGGUCAGCAAAGUAUCUUACAUGCAAUUCGUACUCCACACCAAAAACUUAAUAAAAGUAAAGAUACAAGUACAAUUGAUGAGUCUUCAGAACUAUCUGAAUUAAAUGAUAGUGGUGGAAAGCCAAUGAAUGAAACUCUUACUGAUUUACCUUUAGAUGAUUCAGAUCCAGAAAAAAACUCAUCCAUGGAAGAGAAACAAGAUAACCGAGCACAUUUCUUUGUAUACUGUUCAGCACCUUGUAAAGCUGUAACAGUAGGAAAAUUAAGAGUAAAGUGUGCAACUUGUAAUAGUGGAGCAGUUACAGUAGAUAGAGAUCCUCAAUGUUGGCCAGAUGUAUUACUACCACGAAGAAUAACAGUUCAUUGUGAAAACAAUUUUUGUCCAGUACCUAUAGACAUUUCUAAUGAUGAUACAGAAUCUCAAGUUUUAUAUGCACGUUUCUAUUUUAAAUGCGGAAAUCAUGUUAGUUUGGGAGAAGAGGAUGAAGCAGUUCCUCUUUACCUUGUAAAACCAAAUUUAAGAAAAAUACCUUGCCUUGCUUGCACAGAUGUUAGAGACAUGGUUUUUGUUUUUCCAUGUGAAGCUGGUCAUGUAACUUGCCUUGAUUGUUUUAAAAAUUACUGUUCCGUUCGUUUAAGAGAACGUCAGUUUCAAUUUGAUGAGAAUCAAGGAUAUUAUACACUUCCAUGUCCAGCUGGAUGUUCAAAUUCUUUUAUUCCAGAAGUUCAUCAUUUUCAUCUUCUUACUCCAGAGCAGUAUGAACAAUAUCAAAGAUUUAGUACAGAAGAAUAUGUUUUACGAGCUGGUGGACUUUUAUGUCCAAGACCAGAUUGUGGUAUGGGUAUUAUACCAGGAUCUCCAGACAAUGGUACUGAUGAAUGUAGAAGAAUUCAGUGUAUUGGUGGUUGUGGGUAUGUAUUUUGCAGAAGAUGUUUACAAGGUUUUCACUUAGGAGAAUGUGAAUUACAGCCAUCUGAGUCUUCUAAUACAAUAAAUCAAUCCGGAUAUUCAGUGGAUCCACAGAGAUUGAAAGAUGCAAAAUGGGAUGAAGCCAGUAAGAAAACUAUAAAAAUCUCAACGAAGCCAUGUCCAAAAUGUAGAACUCCAACUGAAAGAGAUGGGGGAUGCAUGCACAUGGUUUGCACUAGAGCAGGCUGUGAGUAUCAUUGGUGUUGGAUAUGUCAAACACAAUGGACAAGAGACUGUAUGGGUAAUCAUUGGUUUGGCUAA
Molecule: messenger RNA, 1500 nt
Organism: Habropoda laboriosa
Lineage: Eukaryota; Metazoa; Arthropoda; Insecta; Hymenoptera; Apidae
Gene: park
Product: E3 ubiquitin-protein ligase parkin
Exons: 8
Coding region: 1-1500 (499 amino acids)
Biological process (GO): regulation of apoptotic process; regulation of mitochondrion organization; positive regulation of proteasomal ubiquitin-dependent protein catabolic process
Cellular component (GO): ubiquitin ligase complex; cytosol; mitochondrion
Molecular function (GO): ubiquitin protein ligase activity; zinc ion binding; ubiquitin conjugating enzyme binding
Source: RefSeq, a predicted model, not a curated record